This is a messenger RNA of Elaeis guineensis (African oil palm), 2047 nucleotides long. RefSeq names its product ABC transporter G family member 23. Gene Ontology annotation, biological process: transmembrane transport. The record is from RefSeq and is a predicted model, not a curated record. Gene Ontology annotation, cellular component: membrane. Gene Ontology annotation, molecular function: ATP binding; ATP hydrolysis activity; ABC-type transporter activity. NCBI's taxonomy places the organism in Eukaryota, Viridiplantae, Streptophyta, Magnoliopsida, Arecales, Arecaceae.
CACUCCCUUGCUCUUCAGUAUUUCCCUUCAAACCCAUCCACGUCCUCCUCAUUCCUCAGCUUGUUCCUUCUCUUCCAAACCAUGGAGGACGUAUGCCUCAGCCUCGAUUCCACGUUGCACUCGACGGCCUCCGACUCCCCCCAUGAGUCCACCUCCCCUUCCUCCUCCUUCUACCACUCAUCUCCUCCUCCCUCCAUCAAAUCUGCAAUUCCGGCUUAUCGACUCACGAUAACAAAUCUCUCUUAUUCCAUUCACCCCAAAAGCAAUCUAGUGACCUCAUGCCUUUACCCCAAGUGCAAGCCUAAGGCGGUCGAGUUGCUCAAGUCGGUCUCAUUCACAGCAAAUAGCUCGGAGAUCCUUGCCAUCGUCGGCCCGAGCGGGGCUGGGAAAUCUACACUGCUUCACAUCAUCUCGGGCCGGGUCGAGAGCUCAAACUUCGAUCCAAAAAGCAUCUCUCUCAAUGAGAGAUUCAUUACAAGUCCCAACCAGCUCCGCAAGAUUUGCGGGUUUGUCACUCAGGAAGACAAUCUACUUCCUCUCCUCACUGUGAAGGAAACACUCAUGUUCAGUGCCAAGUUCCGGCUGAAAGGUAUGGGCGCAAGAGGGAAGGAAGAGAGGGUGAAGAACCUGAUGCAAGAAUUGGGACUUGAACACAUUGCUGAUAGCUAUGUAGGAGAUGAGGAGACGAGAGGGAUAUCCGGAGGAGAACGGAAACGAGUGUCGAUAGCCAUCGAUGCGAUCCAUGAUCCACCAAUUCUUCUCCUUGACGAGCCCACAUCGGGCCUUGACAGCAGAUCGGCAUUGCAAGUUAUUGAACUCCUUGCAUCCAUGGCUAAAACAAGGAAACAGACCUUAAUUCUAUCCAUUCACCAGCCUAGUUAUCGGAUUCUUCAGUAUGUGUCAUCUUUCUUGCUCCUAUCUCAUGGUUCAGUGGCUCAUUUUGGUAGCCUCAAAUCUCUUGAGGAAACCAUAUCACGGUUGGGACUGAAAAUUCCAAUCCAACUAAAUCCUUUAGAAUUCGCCUUGGAGAUUAUGCGACAAUUAGAGGAUUAUAGAAACAAGAGCGCUUUGUUCAUCGAGCACACCGACUCGCAGCGGGGACAAUGUUGCAUGGAAGAACUCAAAUGUGACGGCAACGUAGAAUCUAGCUACGGUUCAAGAUUAGAGGAGAUAAUCUUGCUCUCUUGGAGGUUUUGGAAGAUAAUCUAUAGAACAAAGCAGCUUUUUGCUGCAAGGACAAUGCAAGCCAUUGUUGGUGGGCUAGGACUAGGAAGUGUCUACUUUCAUGUGAAGAUGGAUAAGGAUGGUGUCGCCGAGAGACUUGGCCUCUUCGCGUUCAGCCUUAGCUUUCUCCUUUCUUCGACCGUCGAAGCACUCCCAAUCUUCCUGCAGGAGCGGCGUGUUCUCAUGAGGGAGACUUCGAGGAGGAUGUAUCGGCUUUCUUCUUACAUGUUAGCUAACACUGUGAUCUUCAUCCCAUUCUUGCUUGUGGUGGCUCUACUAUUUGUGAUACCGGUGUACUGGCUAGUAGGACUUAACCCCUCCUUCAGCGCCUUCAUGUUCUUUGUUUUGGUGGUGUGGAUGAUUGUGUUGAUGGCUAGCUCCCUGGUUCUCUUCCUUAGUGCAAUCUCAUCAGACUUCAUACUGGGGAAUUCUCUUAUAUGCAUAUUUUUGGGGAUUUUCUUCCUUUUCUCAGGUUACUUCAUUCCAAAAGAGAGCAUCCCAAAAUAUUGGAUCUUCAUGUACUAUGUCUCCCUUUAUAGGUACCCCCUGGAUGCUCUGCUCAUCAAUGAGUACUGGAGCAGGAGAGGGGAAUGCUUCUCUUGGCAAGGGAAUGACCAUUCCAUGUGCACUCUCACAGGUGCAGAUGUUCUGAGGGCCAGAGGUCUGGACAAGGACACAAGGUGGAUUAACGUUGGAAUUAUGUGUGCUUUCUUCUUGAUCUACCGAAUUCUCUGUUGGGUUCUAUUAGUUAGGAGAGCUUCCAAGACUAUGCUCUAAGAAUUGGAUCUCAUCAUAGUUUCAUUGUUCUUCUUUUUUUUUUUUA